UAAAAAUAACUGAUCAUAAAAAUACAGGGAAAUUAUAUAUUUCUUCUUUCAAAAAGUGAAGCUUUUCAGUAACUGAUUGCUCUAUUAAAACGUUUAGCCAUGACUGUCAGAACUGACAGACACUCUCUUCAGUCGGCUGUAAGGCUCUGCAAUAAUAUGGGUCACUCCAGUUUAGUAGAGGACUAGGCUGAACAGUUUACAGAAAUGUAUUAAAGGACAAAGUAUUAAGUGGUCCUCUCUGAAAUCAUGUCACCAAAGUUAUGUUUAUGGUUGAACUUCACCAGGCCGCACAGCUUUUGCUGACCUAGAGUUUUUGUUUGGGGUUUUUCCAGCAAAGAUUAAUCUCCUCUGUACUGGGUGGGUGGAUAAAAAUUGAGUUCUGAUGUUGAUAUCAAUAAAGAGGGCAAAGUAGGUCAGUAAUGCGCCUGCUAGGACUUUUGUCCUGAUGAUUCAGGGAUUUUGGUUCUAUGGCCAGGAUCAAGGUUCUUGGCAGCGAUACCAGCCAGUUAAAUCCCUGCUCAUUGAAAAAACAGCUAAAGUGGGAUCGGCAAACCCUUUGAUUGAGGUUUAUAUAGCAGGGCUCUGCUCCUGCUUUGUGUGACCACCAUAUUCAGCAGGUGACCAGCUCCAGCACUCUCUACAGGAUGGGUAGUAAGAUCAUAUUCUACGAGGACCGGAACUUCCAGGGCCGCUCAUAUGAGUGCGAUAAAGAAUUCCCUGACAUGCACCCCCAUUUCACCCGCUGCAACUCCAUCAAGGUGGAGAGUGGUUGCUGGGUGCUCUACGAGAAGCCCAACUACACCGGCUUCCAGUACGUCCUGACCAGAGGAGAGUACCCGGACUACCAGCGCUGGAUGGGCUACAAUGACAGCAUCCGCUCCUGCCGUACCUUCUCCUAUACCAGCGAGGGCCCCUACCGUAUCCGCAUCUAUGAGCGACCCAACUUCCAAGGUCAGAUGAUGGAGUUCAGCGAGGACUGCGAGUCGGUGCAGGAGCACUUCCGCAGCCACGACAUCUACUCCUGCAACGUCAUGGACGGCUACUGGACCCUCUACGAGCACCCAAGCUUCCGUGGACGGCAGUACUUCAUGAGUCCCGGCGAGUACCGCAAGUUCAGUGACUGGGGGGCCACCUGCGCCACUACCGGCUCGUUCCGCAAGAUCACAGAGUUUUAAUCUUCUUAUUUACUGACAACUGAUGUUAACAACAUGAUGUGUCCAAGAGCCGACGUGACAAAGCUGGAAGAUGCUGUUAUAAAGAACUUAAUAAAAUGAGCUGCUGUAAACUAUUUUCUUGUGGAUGGUGAAUAAAUGUCUUGAUAUUACCUGCUUUA
Molecule: messenger RNA, 1333 nt
Organism: Girardinichthys multiradiatus
Lineage: Eukaryota; Metazoa; Chordata; Actinopteri; Cyprinodontiformes; Goodeidae
Product: gamma-crystallin M2-like
Exons: 3
Coding region: 645-1175 (176 amino acids)
Biological process (GO): visual perception; lens development in camera-type eye
Molecular function (GO): structural constituent of eye lens
Source: RefSeq, a predicted model, not a curated record